AUGUCCAAGUCGUCGCUAUCCUCUGUCGUUUCAAACCUCGUUCGGGCGUCCAUGGGGACAGCCGUUUCUCCGUCCAUCACUGACGACGACCUCGACAGACAUGUCGCAGAGCUCAUCUUGAGGGAAGCCAAACAGAAGGCCGAAAGCUACGGCACACUUGGAAUUAGGGCAUAUCUUCCAACUGCGUGGAGCACAGAUGAUCACAACAAGACUAUACUCCGCGCACAGGCGCUUGCUGCACAGGAAAUUAAACGGGAGAAAGAUGAGCGAGAGCGCAGAGAUAGGAAGGCUCGUGCCGAAGAGGCUGCUGCUGCCGAGCGCAUGCGGAGACGGAGACCUGACCAUGAUGAACAUGGUUGGGAUGGUCGAAGGGAACGUGACCAACGGAGAGACAAAGACAGGGACAGGGGGAAAGAAAAGAGUUCUGGGAGGCAUCACAAGACUAAUAAAGACGAUGACAGUUACUACAGAAAUAGGCCCAGCAGCAGGAGACAUCGAUCACGUUCAGCAUCAAAGGAACGGGAUAGUGAUGCGAAGCACAGGACAAGCAACCGGCGAUCACCACCUUCCGAGAGAAUUAGUUCUUCUGAUAACCGUCGACAUAGAAGACAUAGACGACACGAUGACGACAAUUCCCGAAGGCAAAGGCGCCAUACAAGCCAUUCUACUUCUCCACGUCGCCCCGAGUCACCAACCCAGCCUGUUCCAGCAAUUCCAGUCUCCAGGAAAAGAACGCGAUCAGUAUCUUUAUCUGACGAUGAUAAUAGAAAGACCAAGCAGACGCGGUAUUUGAGUUGCCGUACCACUCGGUCUCCUUCCCGGUCAUCCCAAACAUCCCCAGACGAUGAAGCUGUAGAGUUCACAGAGGAAGUUCUAUCUUCUUUCAACGGCAAAGCAGGAGCUUCCGCCGAAUUUACCAAACCGCCCCCUCGUACCCUUUCACCUUCCCCUCCGCGCCGACCCCGACGCGCAGUCGCUUCGUCAGGUUCACACCACAACGCUCGGUCACCAUCUUCGUCACCCCCUCCUUUACCACCCGCGCAGCUUCCCUCAAAGAUGGACAAAUACUUUCAAGAAUCUUACGACCCUCGACUCGACGUUGCAACACUCCCUGUCCCCAACGUACCUGCUACUGGCUUGGUCAGUGACGCAGAGUUCGAGGGUUGGGAUGCCAUGCUUGAACUCAUUCGGCAACGGCGAGAAGAUAAAGCUGAAAAGAAGCGUCUUGAACGUCUCGGAAUAUCAAAAGACAAGGUCAACAAGAAAGAUACAGACAGUGGAGUUGCUGAUCGUUGGGCUAGUGGAGGCGAUAACAUUAUGGACAUUGAGUACAAGAAAAGGGGGACUGUUCGAGAAUGGGACUUGGGGAAGGAGGGUUUUUAA
Messenger RNA from Suillus bovinus, 1383 nucleotides. RefSeq lists its product as uncharacterized. NCBI's taxonomy places the organism in Eukaryota, Fungi, Basidiomycota, Agaricomycetes, Boletales, Suillaceae. The transcript is spliced from 2 exons. The record is from RefSeq and is a predicted model, not a curated record. The coding region runs from base 1 to 1383 and encodes 460 amino acids.